Molecule: messenger RNA, 3766 nt
Organism: Gadus chalcogrammus (walleye pollock)
Lineage: Eukaryota; Metazoa; Chordata; Actinopteri; Gadiformes; Gadidae
Product: ubiquitin-conjugating enzyme E2 H-like
Exons: 7
Coding region: 259-810 (183 amino acids)
Biological process (GO): ubiquitin-dependent protein catabolic process; protein polyubiquitination
Cellular component (GO): nucleus
Molecular function (GO): ubiquitin conjugating enzyme activity
Source: RefSeq, a predicted model, not a curated record
CGUGUCGCUUGACGGUGAUGUCACUCGCAGAGGCUGCUCAGGACAGGACAGAACUAGAUAGGCAAGGGCUCUCAAUGUGAAAUAUUGCCACGAAAACCAUCGUUAAAACAAAGUGAGUGAUUUGAUUACUAUGAGAACCCGUUUAUGGACAGACUGGUAAGGCUGCUGGAGUAUUCCAGGGUAGUUGCAUUGUCAAGCUAAAACUGUUCUUUAGAACCAUAGGUUAGCCAGUGUACUUUUGAAAAACAGAUUACAAAAAUGUCGUCUCCGAGUCCGGGCAAGAGGCGAAUGGACACCGACGUGGUGAAACUCAUUGAAAGCAAGCAUGAGGUCACCAUCCUCAGCGGACUGAACGAGUUUGUGGUGAAGUUUCACGGCCCACCAGGAACACCGUAUGAAGAAGGAGUUUGGAAGGUGCGCGUGGACCUGCCGGAUAAGUACCCCUUUAAAUCCCCGUCAAUAGGGUUCAUGAAUAAAAUAUUUCACCCCAACAUCGAUGAGGCGUCAGGAACUGUGUGUCUAGAUGUCAUCAACCAGACUUGGACUGCUCUGUACGACCUCACCAACAUCUUUGAGUCGUUUCUGCCCCAGCUGCUGGCCUACCCCAACCCAAUUGACCCUCUCAACGGCGACGCAGCUGCCAUGUACCUGCACCGGCCCGAGGACUACAAACACAAGAUCAAAGAGUACAUCCAGAAGUAUGCCACGGAGGAGGCGCUGAAGGAGCAGGAGGAGCGCGCCGGAGACUCCUCGUCCGAGAGCUCCAUGUCAGACUUCUCCGAAGACGAGGCGCAGGACAUGGAGUUGUAGUGGAGAGGAGGAGCCCUUUCUCCUCCUUCUCCCCCCUCCUUCAGACUGUUUUUCCUAAAGACUAACUCUCUCGAGCUGGGACACCUCUCCCCUCCGGAUGAGACAAUAUUUUUUACAAUAAAAAAAAAAAGAAGAAAUUAUGGAUUUUUAUCUCAAACAAGGAGCUGCAGUGUGAAAAACAGCAAGUGGUUGUAAAAGCCCAGCCCAGCAAUCUGUCCCACCCGCACACACUCAAACACUGAAUGUGCUCCUGUGCACACGCGCCCUCCAGGAUACUACAAGCCACAGUAAGGACCGAACCAUCCACUGUACACGCUCCUUGCUACGACGCCCCUUGCUAAAACUAGCCCCCAGCUGAGGCUUUCUCCUUGCUUAGGCUACCCCCAUGCUAUGGCUAUAGCCCCUUUGCUAGAGCUAGCCCCUUGCUUAGCCAAGCCACUUGCUAAGGCUAGCCCCAUGCUAUGUCUAGCCCCCUGUUAAGGAUAGCCUUAACUAAGGCUAGCCCCGUCCGAACAACCACCAGUGUCAUCAACCUUCAGUGAGACCGCGAUAGGUCAGGGAGUUAGGAUGGGAGGAAAACGGCCGCCAUUUUGAAGCAGACUACAUGGCCGCAAGAUAGAGAGGCUGACAUCUCUGAAAAUCCCUCAAUGUCUAUUGUUUGAAUUGCCCCCCGCUGCUUUGCGUUUAACGUCGGCUCUCCCUCAGAGAGCAUGACAAUUCACCAGGACUUGCCGCUAUCAACGUUAAAGAGUUAAGCUUACAGUUUGUUUAGAUCUUGCGCUCUCAUGUCCCUCUCGGAGUACGCCGACCACGACGUUCUGUGUAGCACUGGGUUUAGCCCUCUUCUAGUAGGGAACAUUACCGGACAGCCUAUCCCCCUCAAAUGUAUUUAUUUUACCCCAAUGGAAAGAUUUACCGGCACUUGAACAUUUGUGGUGUGUGUGUGUGUGUGUGUGUGUGUGUGUGUGUGUGUGUGUGUGUGUGUGUGUGUGUGUGUGUGUGUGUGUGUGUGUGUGUGUGUGUGUGUGUGUGUGUGUGUGUGUGUGUGUGUGUGUGUGUGAAAAGGGGGAGGGGCUCUCUGUUAGGAAACCAUUUGUCAUUUAACAAGCAUUUCUUUAAUAUAUGUAUGCCUGGCGGAACAGUACGGUGGUAUAGGACAAGACGGAGCCAGCCUUGUACAGAGGGGAUGGGUGGGGUUGGUGACGUUAAGGGUUGGGUUUCAAUGUUAUGGGUUGGGUUGUGAUGAUUUGGUGUUUGUGCUGUUGCGAGUACGUGGGGCAGGAAUGUCCAUUAGUCAAACUCUUUGAUUCAUCCCUAUGCCUGUAGCUUGUUUCUAUCAUAGGUUUUUUGACUUGCAUAGGGGUAAGUUGUUUUCAACCUGGGUGAGUCCUCAUGAUGUAUAGUUUAAUACUAAGGUCCUUACACGGUAGUGGAUAAAAGAAACAAGCAUCAUGUUAAGAUAUGACUCUUGGAGCCUGACGGUCCCAUUGUGGCAGCCCUGUGAGUGUUGUUAACCUGUUGCUCAAAGCUCUGCACUUCCCCAAUGAGCCAUCCCCCCCGCUUCACAAAGUUAGUUCACCUGUCAUUUAGAGGAGCUCUUGGUUGCUUGAUCACCAUCCAGUGUUUGUUUUAGACUAAUGGUGCGCAUUGAUUUGGGCUAACAUCUGGAGUAACCAGGCUGACGUCUGGUUAACGUCUGGAGUAACCCUGUUGACAUCUGGUGUAACACUGUUGACAUCUGGAGUAACCGGGCAAACAUCUGGAGUAACCAGGCUAACAUCUGGAAUAUCCAGGUUUAAAUCUGGGGUAACCAUGUAAAAAUCUGGUUGCCCUCUGGAGCAACCAGGUUAAGAUCAGCUAACCUCUGGAGUAACCAGGGUAACAUCUGGUUAACAUCUGGAGUAAACAGGCUAACAUCUGGACUAACCAAGCUAACAUCUGGACUAACCACGUUAAAAUCUGGUGUACAUCUGAAGUAACCAUGUUAACAUCUGGAGCAACCAUGUUAACAUCUGGAGUAACAAGGUAAACAUCUUGAGUUAACUGUAAACAUCUAGUUGACCUCUAGAAUUACCAAGCAAACAUCUGGAUUAACCAGGCUGACAUCUGGAUAACAUCUGGUGUAAGCAGGCUAACACCUGGCUUACCCUUGGAGUAACCAAGUUAACAUCUGGAGUUACCAGGCUAACGUCUGGUUUACAUCUUGAGUUAGCAAGUUCAUGAGGAUGGAUCUGACCUACAGUGAUCUGAGUUCAAUUUAGUGGUUCAGCUGAUUCCUUUGUUUUUCAGAGAACGGCGUAAUGGAUCUGAGGGAUCAGUUGAGGGCGUUGUCUCUUAUAUGCAUGAAAACUGUCUGGAAACAAGGCAUUCAAAAUGUAUUUAGUGUUAAUGUUGAGGCUCCCGUGAACUGUUAAAGUAUUACUGGCUUAAAGCUUAUGGUUUACAUCUUAACUCUCAUGAAAAUCAGCUAGAGUGAUGCGGUCACUAAGAAAACAAAUAUCUUAUUCUACUUAUUUUAAUUAAUGAACCAAAAUAAUCCCUAUUGUUUGUAGUUAUUGGGUUGUUCCAUAAAGAGUAUUUCCAUAGAACAAAUUAGAUGCCCCAGAGCGAAAUGUUAAUCAUAAACGUGUUUAAAGUCUAAAUUUAUUAGUUUGAAUAUUUUACGUUGGUAACCAAAUAAAUAGAGGACGGAUCGAGGGACAAGACGCAGGAGAACCUUUUCUUUAAACAAACAGAACCACUGUGCGAGUUUCACCUUGACUAAUUAUCAUAUUACCCAUUUUAUUUUACUAAUGUACGGCAUACAGUAUAUUUGCCGAAGAUUUGUUUAAAUGUUUUUAUUUUGUGUUAUAACCCUGAUGUCAAAGAUACAAGUCAUGAUGGCCCAAUAUUUUAAAAGCAAAAAAGAAUAAAUGUGCUUCCCUUGUAUCUUGAAUAAAAUAAACAAAUAAAACAA